AUUGACCCCAAUGAGUUUCUUGAAUGAUAUAUCAUCAUUCUCAAAGGUAGCUUUGAAGAGUGUAGAAACCUGUGUGAGACGAGAAGACGGGAGCCGUGUCUUGGAGGCACGUGAUGCAUCAGGAAAAUUUUCCAUUUUAAGAGAUAAGAAACCAAACGAUAGCAGUGGAUCAGACAUGGAGUAUGGCUUUGUUCCAGACUAUGAACCAGACUUGCAGAUUGUUCAAGUCAGACCUUAUCUGUAUAUGUCAUCAUGUGAUGUAGCAUAUAAUCUUGAUAUCUUGAAGCUCCACAACAUCACUCAUAUCCUCAACGUUGCUAAUCUUAAUAACGUUUAUCCAAAUCAAUUUUCGUAUAAGAAUCUACCAAUCUGGGAUCUUCCUGAAGUUAAAAUUACCAAAUUUUUCAAGUAUGCAUUUGAUUUCAUCAACCAAGCUAGAAAUAGCGGGGGCCGUGUUUUAGUCCACUGCAAUGCAGGCAAAUCUCGUUCAACGACGAUUGUGGUAGGUUACAUCCUGGCAGAUGAGCACAUCCGCAUCAGUAAAACCCUUGAAGAGAUUCGCGUUCACCGUCCUUUCGUCAAACCAAAUGAUGGCUUCAUGCAACAGCUGGAAGAAUACGAGACGUCUAUUCUUGCCGAGGGUGGGGCUACUGGGGCACCAACAUAACGUUAAUGAUUAGCUGCUGGGGUAGUGUGCUUCCCAGCAGAUAAUGGUUUUAGGUCUUGGUGUGUGUUGUGUGUAUGGGUUGAUCAGAGCCUGCUAUUUAUUAGAGAUGGACAAUGUAUUGCCUUGAAAUGAGAUUUAUAGAAUCAUUUAAUACCAGAUGUACAUGUAUGGGUGAUCAUUUGGUCUUGUACAGGAAGCAAAGAACUGAAUGUAAAUGAGGUUUAUGGUACACUUUGAGUUUAGCAAUGAAUAGGAACAAGGAAUCAAAAAGUAGUUUCCUAGGGUCAACACUGAAAAUGGAUUGAAUGAGGUAGAUGUUAUGUGAAUUAGUUAUCAAGUAUCUUCUUUCUUGAAACACUGUGAAAAACACUUCUUUCUGAGAUUAUACAUGAAUCAUGCUAAACCUAACAAUGAAAUUAUUAGGUAGCAUUGAUACAUUUUACACGUUUCUCUAUCUUUUAAAGAUAAAUCCUGAGCAGUAAUGUCAAAGUACAAAUCACAUAUUUGAAGUAUCAUCUUUCAUGUACCGUAAUAAAACUCAUCGUGUUUCCAUAAUAGGAUGUUUGCUGUGCACAUCAUUUCAUAUUGAACAAACACUUAUUCAAAGAUUGAUAAUGAAUGCCAAUCAUAUUGAGAUAUUUCAACCUUUGAUCACUCAUGAAAAAGCGUCUGUUUGGAAAAGGUGUUUUGAUAAAACAUGCUUCCAGGGCAAUGAACUUGAAAGAUAAAUGUAUACCAUCUAUCACAACUCAAAUAAAAUCAAAUAUUAGUACCGAAUGCAUGCUUUUAAUUGCUCAUAAAUCAUGUUGCUUUUGGUUGCAAUAAAGACGACAAUUUGCUAUGGGCCGUCAUAUUUCUUUAGCCAGCAUAGGCCAACAUACGUAUGACAAGCUGUUGAUAUGCCAACAUACGUAUGACAAGCUGUUUAUAUGCCAACAUACAUAUGACAAGCUGUUUGUAUUCCAUCAUACAUAUGACAAGCUGUUUUAUCGUGAUGUCAAGAAUUCCACUCUACAUCAAGAGAGGUUCUUUUAUUGCUUCAACAAUUGCUGAUUCUUGAUGUUAAGAUUUGAAUUAUUGAUUUUAAUAUUUCCUUACUUGUUAUAUGAAAUUUUUGAAAAUUUUAUGAAAUGAAAUUAUUGAGGAACUGUUAAUUUUCUUGGUACCAUGAACUGUAUUCUUAAUAAAAAGAAAUAAGAUUACAGUCAAUGGCCUGUCAUAUGCAUACUACAUAUACUCUAGCUAAAUCAUACAGGUAUGACAGCUUUUUCCUCUUUCUCUUUUCAAAUAAGGCCAUAUUUACCCGGACUAUUGUGUAUUCAACCAUUCUCAAUGAAUAGCAGGCUCUAUGAAGUAGAUAAGCUAAGAGUAAUAUAUAUAUCUUGAUCAUUUUACCUUGCAUGCUCUUCCUUUCAAUCAGGUUUAUGUUUGUGAUUUCAUGUUUGUUACAUUGUGUGUUAACAUGCCCCACCCCACAUUUAUCAUGAGAGACCGACCUACUCUCCCCUACAUGUAAAGUAUGCACCAUGAGGGAGAAUUAAAUAUUCAGUUUCUCAAUGAAUUCCAAGCAGAGAAAAGGAAUAAGGAUAAGUCAACAACAUUACUUACAUAGCACCCUGCAUUAAUCCAGUUUUCUCUUUCUAAGUGAUUCAAAACCUCAGUUGAACACUAGUUUUCUUGAGAUCGUUUCAUCAAAAUGUUUGUCAGAUCUGACAACUUUCCUUUAUUUUGAUUGGCUUGAGGAACUUAUUUUGUAACUAUCAUAUAAAUCAUACUUUGUCAGAUGAAACAAGAGCUUCCAUGAACCUGUUUCUGCUAGUUCUACUCAUUUAAUCCUAAUUUUCCCAUGCGCUUGGGAUUCAUUGUUAAAUAUUUUUCUGGGUGUUUGUUUUUUUCAAUUCUGAUCCACAGUGUGUGCUAUGUAAGUUGUUGACCUAUAAUGUAAAGUAGGCUUCUCAUGAUACAAAGCAUUGGUGGCACAGGUACAGUAAGUAGCUUCAUCAUUGUGUAUCUUCUAUGUCUCCUAGCAAUGGGUGCAGGGGGCAUUACUUUAUUAUUUUUUUCUUGCCAUCAAAAUAAAUCAACAAGGAUACAACGCUGUUUUUUUCCCCAAUACUUCAUAUAUUGAAUCAUGUUCCUUAAUGUUGGCCAUGUACUGGAAGAGUGAUUGCAUGAAUAGUGUGUGUGUCUAGUGAAAUUAUGCUGAUUUCACAAGAAGCUCUUCAUUUCACACUUGUGUAUACUUCAUGACCUUGUCAGAUAAGUUUGUUUUAAUUUUAUUAUUCAGUCCAUCAUUCAGUUUUCCAAUGGCUGUGCAUGACACUUUUAUCAAAACUUUGCUAUCUUUGUUAAAUUUCUCAUUUAUUUCAAGUAGAAGACCAUCUUGAUUUUGAAUUGAUUUAAAUGAAGGCAGAUACGUUAUGUAAAAAUAUUUUAAUAAUAAUAUGAAAAUAUUGACAACCCAUCAAAUUUUAUCACUAAUCAUUAAAUGGUAGAGUAAUGAAGUUUGUUCUUUAAAAAAUGUGAGCAGCCUUCGACCCCAGUGACCCCACUCCCACCCAUGGUAUAUCAUGAAAUGUAAACUCCAAAAAGUACCCCCCUAUUAUGUUAUUUCAUAGUGUGUAGGAAAUAAUAUAUUUGAUCAAGAAAACAUUAUGAAGCUUUUUAAACUUUUUAAGAAAAUCACAUUUUUUUUUAUUUACAUGGCAUACAUGUAUGGUGUAGCUACUCAGGCAUGGCAAAUUUCACACUGUUAUUUAUUGAUUGAUAAAGUUUCUCCCAGUUUUCUUUUUUACUACACCCGGGUGAACCUUUAUAUGUAAACCAGCAACAUUAAUCCUUUUACAAAGCUUGAUUUCAUUGCUAUGAAAAUUUAAAGAAGUCAAUUUUUAAAUGAUGUCUCUGAUAUUUUGAGAGAAUUCAAUAGAGCAUUUAACAUACAUUUUUUUUCUAGACACUGUUGCAUGUAAAAAUUUGAUCAAGAUUUAUGAGACACGGACAUUCAAACAAACUAAAAUAAAGUGCAAUAUAAUAAGAACCAUAAUCUUUUAUGGUUUCACUAACAUGAAUUCAUUUGGACUUCCUGCAUUUCUGGUACUAAGAUGAGCAAUGUGUGAGAUUUUAGUCUCUGAAAUAACACCUGGGCCCCAUUCAAUGAGUAUAUUGGAUAAUGAAAGAAGUUUACACUUCACAAUUUGAAUUUGUCAAGCUUAUUAUCACCCUCUGUUUGUAUUUCUGUUGUAAGGUUAAACAAAUAAGUGUUUUUGUUAAAUUUAGAACAUGUUUGUAAAAUUCAAUUUUGGAGGCAAAGUGACAAUAUCAGGCAAAUGGUAAAUUACGUAUACAGAUGUAUUCUGAAUCUAAAGUAUUUGAAUCUCAAAGAAAUCUAACCACUCCAUCAUUGCCUAUUAUUAAGAUUUCAAGUAUUGAUACGAUUCUCAUUUCUCUUUCAAUGCUCAAUGGGGCAUUCCACACAAAAGAGUUUCAAUGGAAGGUAAUGGAAUUUUAUGGUGUCUGUUUUUAAGGUUUUAAAACUACUAAGUGUUCAGGGCAGAGAUGUGAAUCAAAGUGCUUGAUUUAGGAUCUAGCAAGUUUUGUUUCAGUUAUUGUAAAAUAUGCAAAGAAAGCCAACCUAAGCCCAAACCAACAUACAUGUAUAAACCAUAAUCUGAAUCCUUACAUUUUCCUGAUCCUAUCACAGCCCUGCUGUUAAUAUUAUGUCUUCAGAGGAAUCGAGGCAGGUGUCGUCACAGAAUCAAAUGUUUGGUCACUCUCAAUUAAUUUCAAUUAUUUCCUCCUGUUUUUUUUAAAUAGUAAUGCUCUUGAAUUUGACACUGAUGGUUUUGUCAGGGAUUUGGAAUUGGCUUUUUUUUUUCAAUAUAUAUUUCAGCUUUUUUAAUAGCUUUUCCCUAUAUUUCUUCUGUUAAAAAGUAUACAACCUUAUUCAAUUUCAAUCUUUUUUUCAGCUCUUUAUUUCAUGAUCAGACACAGCCCUUUAUUUAGAUGAAGAUGUGCAUUUAUUUUGAUGAUCAUGUCUGUGGAGAUAAUGUACCGGUAGCCGUUAUCGAUAUGUUUUUCGUUUAAAUUUGAACUUUCAAAAGCACGAGAUAAGAAUACUGUUUAGCCAAUCAGCAAUCAUGGAUGUAUUUCAGAGAUCCAUUCUAUUUCAAUCCCCACAUACUUUCAUGUGAAUACAUCAUGCUGCUUAUGAUUUAUUUAAUUAAUGUAAAUAUGUAAUACAUCGACUUCAUAUGUAUAUGUACUUAUGUAUCAGAUCAUGCUGCAUAUCAUGUAUGAUUAAACCUGCUUCUGUAAUGAAUUCAUUUUGUACAAUCUCAACCCUUAAAGGAGUAAUCUACAUCAAUUAUAGAAAGAGUAGGUCCAUGGUAGGAGGCACUCUAUUAAUAUUUAAGAAAACUCUUGCAGAACUCCUUUUAUAAUGUUCCAUGUGUUUCUUGGGUCGCAUUAACCUUGUACAUGUAUCUCAGAAUCAAGAGUUAAAUGGAAUAAUACUGUAUCUUAUCUUCAUCAGCUGGUGGAUGAUAGAAUGAAUUGACACAGCCUGGUCAGAAUCAGUUGAUAAAUCAUCUAUCAAUUAUGUCAUCCACAGUAUGAGAUACAUCGCCCCCAGUAAAGCACUGUAGAAUUUUUUUUUUUUUUUGACAAUCCAAUCUUUGUACAGCCCAAUGUAGAGGUCUAUUGUGUUGUCAUUUUGUCCGUAUUUUAAAUCGAUUAAAAAAUGAAUAACUAGCAUUGCAAAUACAUAGGAGCAAGUUGGAUUUUUUUAAUUGAUAUGUAUUAUUUUGAAUUGACCUCUUUUAGUUGCACUUCAUCAGUGCAACACUAUUCUAUUUUCAUUAUUGAUUUGUUUGAAAGGAUUUUACAAUAAAUUGCUCUUAAUAACAAAACAAAAAAAGAGAGAAAGAAAUGUAAAUUCAUUUGAAUUGUCUUUAAUAUUGACAUGUAUAUGAUGUAAUGUGAGAUUGAUAAGAUUGCCUUUUUACCCCUUCAUAUAACAGUGUUUAAAGGUCCCACCUUGCCCAAUCCAAAUGAUUCCACUAAAGAGUGUGUUUGACACCUGCAAAAUUAAUUUGAUUAGUUGAUUAAUUAGUUGAAAUAUGAGUGUCAUCUUCUUACUCCAGUGUUCAGGCCAAGACACCACUGAACAAGAUCUCAAUUUUGACUAGUUAAUCUCAAAGCUUUACUUUCAUCUGUCAACUGUGGUCGCAAGACAGUGUCUCAGUCUUGGUCAGUAGGUAAUGUAGAGGAUCCAAGAACACAGUAAAUGUAUUUAAAAUGACUGUCAAAUGACAAAGAACAGAUGGGAGGUCUUUUGUUGAAAAUAGGU
Molecule: messenger RNA, 6014 nt
Organism: Lytechinus pictus (painted urchin)
Lineage: Eukaryota; Metazoa; Echinodermata; Echinoidea; Temnopleuroida; Toxopneustidae
Product: dual specificity protein phosphatase 19-like
Exons: 3
Coding region: 11-667 (218 amino acids)
Biological process (GO): regulation of MAP kinase activity; protein dephosphorylation
Cellular component (GO): cytoplasm
Molecular function (GO): JUN kinase phosphatase activity
Source: RefSeq, a predicted model, not a curated record